Messenger RNA from Mycena citricolor, 1664 nucleotides. The record is from the annotation of a GenBank genome assembly. Lineage: Eukaryota; Fungi; Basidiomycota; Agaricomycetes; Agaricales; Mycenaceae.
CCCCAAUCGCAUCUAGUCCUAUCUAAUCACAAUUCUAUUCAAAUUUCAAAGCCCGCCAUCAUAGAUGACGCAUUGGGGGAAUCCACCUAGCCCUUUCCAUGAUCUGUUAUCGGCUGCUCACCGCCGCGCGCCGUGCGUUGUGCCAAGACCAUUGAUCCCCUGCCUGUGGCCGUUCAUACCCCAAGGGUGCUAGACCUAGGCGGGGAUGAAGUCUUACCCGGGAUUCACUUAUAAAGACUCCAAUCUGACUGAGGGGCUCCUAACAUUAUCCACAACCUUCAAGUCCCCAUGAGCAUCGAAUACACUGUCUUCAAAGGCUCCAAGCAUGGCAUCGUUGAAACCACAACGUCUCGCCCUGCACCAACAGGAAAAGAGGUCCUCCUUCGCAUCACGCACUCGGGCAUUUGCGGCACCGAUGAACAUUUCAAGAACGCCGAUAUGGGUCUAGGACACGAGGGAGUUGGUGUGGUUGAGGCGGUCGGGUCUGACGUGACACAGGUGCAUGUCGGUGAUGUCGUUGGUUGGGGCUACACACACAAGACGUGUGGGACCUGCGAGCAGUGCAUCCUUGGCCAAGACCAGUACUGUCAGCAGCGAGAGCUCUACGGCAAGCACAAUCUUCAUCAAGGCUCGUUCGGCUCCCAUGCCAUCUGGGACGAGUCCUUCCUAUUCCGCAUUCCAGCAAAUAUGGCCCCAGAAAACGCUGCACCUCUCAUGUGCGGUGGCGCGACUGUGUUUGAGGUGAUCGACACAUACAACAUCCGACCCACCCACCGCGUCGGCGUCGUCGGCAUUGGUGGUCUUGGGCACCUCGCGAUCCUCUUCCUCGCCAAAAUGGGCGCCGAAGUCGUCGUCUUCUCAAGCUCAGACUCCAAGAAGGAAGAGGCCAUGCAACUCGGCGCAUCAGAAUUCCACGCGACUAAGGAUGUGACCAAGUUUGAGAACGUGCGCUUGCUAGACCACCUCAUUUUCACGACCAGCUUCGUGCCAGAUUGGGCUCCGUACCUUGCCGUCAUGAAGCCGAAGGGGACGGUCUUCCCACUGACCGUCAGCUCCGGCAACCUCUCGUUCCCUGUCACCCCCUUCAUUGAGAAUGGGAUCACCGUGCAGGGGUCUGCCGUCGCCGCUCGCUCCGUGCAUGCUCGGAUGCUCGACUUCGCUGCGCGUAACAACAUCAAGCCCAUGACUGAGAAGUUCCCCUUGACGAAACAGGGCGUCGAGGAAGGGAUGGCACGAUUGAGAGAUGGGAAGGUCAGAUACCGAGCAGUACUUGUAGCAUGAUCUGAAAUCACUGUUUUCCGUUUUUGUAAUGAACUGUAUUUCCACGCCGCUCAUGCUUUCGAUUGGUGAGACAUCACGCAACGGUCACGAGACCGUGUUGCGGCGACGCAUGACGAUUGAUGUGAUUCUCAGACCUAAUAACUCCAGACAUGCAAACACCUGUUGAUCAGACAAAUCUAGCAGUCAGCUCAGAGUCAUAAUCAGUCAAUUUCUAUGAUGCAAGCGGUCAACACCUGAAUUUGGGCUUGCUCUGACGCUCGAGUCUGAAGUGCAUCGGGAGCAUGUAGACUACAGACCGAACACAUCCUUGACAGUCUUCCACUGGUGACCUGGCCACAGCGCGUUUCCAAUCUUGGACGCCUCUUCGUCAGACACACCUUUGA